Messenger RNA from Nycticebus coucang (slow loris), 3452 nucleotides. RefSeq names its product piggyBac transposable element derived 5 (gene PGBD5). The record is from RefSeq and is a predicted model, not a curated record. The transcript has 7 exons. Gene Ontology annotation, cellular component: nucleus. Lineage: Eukaryota; Metazoa; Chordata; Mammalia; Primates; Lorisidae. Gene Ontology annotation, biological process: non-replicative DNA transposition. The coding region runs from base 269 to 1849 and encodes 526 amino acids. Gene Ontology annotation, molecular function: transposase activity.
GCGGCGGCGGCGCCUGAUCCUGGGCCGCGGCUUCCACCUCCGCCCGCGCGGCUGGCCUCCAGCCGCGGCCCGCAGUCUGCGGCGCUCGAGCUCCGAAGGCGCUUCCCCGGGCGCUGGGCCCGAGGUGGCCAAGACGGCGGGCCGGCCGGGCGCGGGGCGGCGGGCGCUGUGCUGCGGACUGCGCUGGUGGGGGGCGGCGGGCCCGGGGCCCGGCGCGUGCGGCUGGGAGGCGCUGUGGGGCGCCGGCGCGCGGGCGGCGGCCGGGGCCAUGGCCGAGGGCGGCGGGGGCGCGCGGAAGAGGGCGCCGGCGCUGCUCGAGGCGGCCCGCGCGCGCUACGAGAGCCUGCACAUCUCGGACGACGUGUUCGGCGAGUCGGGCCCGGACAGCGGCGGGAACCCGUUCUACAGUACCUCGGCAGCCUCGCGCUCUUCCUCCGCUGCCUCGUCGGACGACGAGCGCGAGCGCCCCGCCCCCCCGGGGGCCUCCGCCGGCCCGCCGCUGCUCGGCGUCUGGGACGCGCAGGAGCCGGAGGAGGACCAGGCCGGCGCGGGCUGGAGCGCCACGCUGCGGGACCGCCCGCCGCCGCGCUUCGAGGACACCAGUGGUCCAACCCGAAAGAUGUCUCCCAGUGCCAGUGCCAUGGACUUCUUCCAGCUAUUUGUCCCAGACAACGUCCUCAAGAAUAUGGUGGUGCAAACGAACAUGUAUGCCAAGAAGUUCCAGGAGAGGUUUGGGAGUGACGGGGCCUGGACAGAGGUGACCCUAGCGGAGAUGAAAGCAUUCCUGGGCUACAUGAUUUCCACCAGCAUCUCCCAUUGUGAGUCCGUCCUCAGCAUCUGGAGCGGCGGCUUCUAUAGCAACCGGAGCCUCGCCCUGGUCAUGAGCCAGGCCCGCUUCGAGAAGAUCCUCAAGUACUUCCACGUUGUGGCCUUCCGCUCUAGCCAGUCCACACAUGGCCUCUACAAGGUCCAGCCCUUCCUUGACUCCCUGCAGUAUGGUUUCGACACUGCCUUCAGGCCUUCCCAGACCCAGGUGCUACAUGAACCCCUGAUUGAUGAGGACCCUGUGUUCAUUGCCACGUGCACAGAGCGGGAGCUGAGGAAGAGGAAAAAGCGGAAAUUCAGCCUCUGGGUCAGACAGUGUUCUUCCACUGGCUUCAUCAUCCAGAUUUAUGUCCACCUGAAGGAAGGUGGGGGCCCGGACAGCCUGGACGCGCUGAAGAACAAGCCACAACUCCACGGCACAGUGGCCAGGAGCCUGUGCCGCAACGCAGCAGACAAGAACUACAUCAUCUUCACCGGGCCCAGCAUCACCAGCCUGACUCUGUUUGAAGAGUUUGAGAAGCAAGGGAUUUACUGCUGUGGCCUGCUCAGCUCCAGGAAGAGCGACUGCACGGGCCUCCCACUAUCCAUGCUGACCAACCCAGCCACGCCCCCGGCCCGGGGCCAGUACCAAAUCAAGAUGAAGGGGAACGUGUCCCUGAUCUGCUGGUACAACAAGGGGCACUUUCGCUUCCUUACCAAUGCCUACUCCCCCAUGCAGCAAGGAGUCAUCAUCAAGAGGAAGAGCGGAGAGGUCCCCUGCCCUCUGGCCGUGGAGGCAUUCGCUGCUCACCUCAGCUACAUCUGCAGAUAUGACGACAAGUACAGCAAGUACUUCAUUUCCCAUAAACCAAACAAGACCUGGCAGCAGGUGUUCUGGUUUGCCAUUAGCAUUGCCAUCAACAACGCCUACAUCCUGUACAAGAUGUCAGAUGCUUACCAUGUGACGAGGUACAGCCGGGCGCAGUUUGGAGAGAGACUCGUCAGAGAGCUGGUGGGCUUGGAGGACACUGCGCCAGCCCACUGAUGCUGGGAAUGCUGGCCCAGCCUGGGUAGGGGCCAGGUCGAGGGAGGGGCAAAAGCCCGAGGACAGCCUGCCAUGUGACCUGCCCAUGCAGACGCCUUGGGUAUGGCCCAUACCCAGAUUCCCAGUGGGAGAUUCUUCACUGACAGCCAUGGGGACUGGCAAGGCAGCAUCAGCUCUGAGCAGUUGACUGAGACGGAAGGCACCACAAGAGCCCAAGCUGCGGCUUCUGAGAGAAACGUCUGAGGCCUAGGUCAGGCUUGUGGUGCAGGGAGCAGGAAGAGAUGGGCCUGUAUGGUUACAACGAUGGUUCUGGUGUUGCAGGGAGGCGGGAAGCUUCUAAUUUCUCUAGGAAGAGACACAGCCCAGGUAAGCUGUGACAAGCUACAGGCAGUUGCCCAUUGUGACGACUAAAUGAGGUACCCUGCGCCUUGUCCCCAGUCUGGCUGGUGGUUGGGAGAGAAGGGAAAUGCCUAAAGAUGGCAGUGAAGGGUGAUUCUGUUUUUUAUUUUUAAAUAUAUCUUCAGGUUAUUUUCUUACUGUUGCUUAAGAUCUAAUGUAUAUGGCAGAUGUCCCCCCCACAACCAGUUCCACCAACACCUCUGCCCCUCCCUCACAAUCACAGCUCCUUGCAUGAUCACAGCUCCCUGUCCCACCAGGUGGCAGGGUGUGGGGCAGGGGCAGCUCCCUUCCAGAACACAUCUGCUGUGCUCCAGGGAGGAUCACAGGAACCCUGAGGGCCUAACCUUUGUCACAGCCUCUGUCAUCAUUGGCAGAAGUACUUAUUUGAAAAAUAUGUAGCAUUGCCAAAAUAAAAUUCUCUAGGGAUGGCCGUUUCUUCCCUGUCAUUCCUUCCUGCAUAGCACCCUUCACACUAUUGAUCAUUAAGAGUGGUCCACAGAGCAGUACAAGCAGUCUUGGAAAAACUCCAAAGGGGACCCGGGCUGCCCAUGAUUUGACAUGGGGGGAUGGCAAAUGGGGAGCUCACCUCAGGACUGAGAAGUCUGCAUGACCAGCAGCUGGAAGCCAGGGCUCCUUUAGCUCCCAGAGACAUCUGGGGCUGUUUCUGAACCAAGGUUUACAUGUCUCCGUGGGAAACCUCAGCACCAGGGCUGCUGACUGCUCUGACUGUCCCCACAGGCAAGAAACAAGUCAUUCCUGGCAUUACCCCUUCCCCUUCCUGCCCAAUUCAUAUCACUACCCCAUCUUAACAAACACAAGUCUCUACUACUCAGGCAUAGGGAUUUUUUUUCCCUGUCCACACACCUUUGAUGAAAGUGUUGCUGUCAGCAUGUUCCUGAACCCCACAUCACUUCUGUCCUGUAGUUCACAAUGGCCCCCUUGCCUUGUGGGUUUGUUAACAUGCUACAAUUGGAGGCCACAUUUGAGAAAAGGUGUUUCCGGACACCUUUGCUAUGCCCUUUAAAGUUGGACUGAAAGCACUUUUCCCACAUGGAGAAAUAUAUUUUUAAUUUGUGAUGCUUUUCUACAAGGUUCUCUACUUCUGAGUUGAAUGUGUUUCCAACACUUUAGGGAGACUCUAUUGAAAGCUGAUGAAUUUUCUUUCUGUCCAAACAAGUAAAAUAAAAAUAAAAGUCUAUUUAGA